AUGGAUAGCUGGAGGGUUGCUGUGCUUGGCGAUGGUGGUGUCGGUAAAACUGCUUUGGCCGUUCAGUUCACUCUCAAUUGUUUCACUUACGACCCGACAAUAGAAGACGCUUAUAGGAAGCAGUUAAUUGUGGAUAACAAGAUGUGCUUCGUCGAAGUCAUCGACACUGCUGGGCAGGAGGAGUACGCCACGCUGCGUGACCAAUGGGUUCGGGAAGGCCAGGGAUUUAUUCUGGUCUACUCCAUCGCAUCUCGGUCAACAUUUGAACGGCUGGACGUUUUCAGACAGUCGAUGCUCAAAGUUAAGCGCCAAAAACCUAUCUUCAUGCUGGUGGGCAAUAAGUGCGACAAGACAUACGAGCGUGAAGUCUCACGUGAGGAAGGCAUUGCGCUCGCUCGGACAUUUGGCUGUGAAUUCAUGGAAACAUCAGCAAGAACAGCAUAUAACGUCGAGCUACUUUUCACCAACCUAGUACGUGCCCUACGGCAGACGAAACGAUUGGAAUCUGGUGGAUCAGGGGGGAAACAGAGCGACAAGCAACCAAAGGACGGCGGCAGCAAGAAACCCAAAUGCGUGGUUAUGUGA
Molecule: messenger RNA, 585 nt
Organism: Suillus discolor
Lineage: Eukaryota; Fungi; Basidiomycota; Agaricomycetes; Boletales; Suillaceae
Product: small GTPase superfamily
Exons: 5
Coding region: 1-585 (194 amino acids)
Biological process (GO): signal transduction
Cellular component (GO): plasma membrane
Molecular function (GO): GDP binding; GTP binding; GTPase activity
Source: RefSeq, a predicted model, not a curated record